AUGGCUAGUCUCACUGAAGACUUGGAGUCUGAUUCCUCCGAGGAAGAGUGGGUUAUUGGUGCUAUUAGCGACUCAAAGCAAAAACUAAAGUCAACACAACAUGUGCCACACCAAAAGCAUAACGCUCAUGGCAGAAGCAGGCCUACUCUAUCCGCUGCUUCAUUUCGUAUAGCAAAAGCCUAUUUACCGGCUUCUGCAAAACCUUUUCAACCUGCGGCUGCUGCUGCUGCCUCCUCGACAAAACCCACAUUAUUAACAACAACAGCAACAACAGCAUUCCCAGCCCAAAGCGAAACAAACAACACGCCCGUCGCACCUGUGCUGGCAUUCGUACCCUCGUCAACUCACAUCUCCAACGAAGAACUGGUGGACAUUUGCAAAAACAUGGACGACGCAUGCUUGGUCAACCGACUUGUCAAUGUGUACAAGAACGUUGAAAUCUACAUUCGUAUCCGCGAGAUUGAAACUGGAUCCGUGAUUGAAUCAAGGCUCAAAGACUACCUCCACUAUUGCAAUGAUCCCUGUGAUUUUAUUCUUAAUACCUUGGUGACAUUGUCCAAUUACUUUGCCGACAACCCCAAGAACAAGGAUUUGACCAGUAAAUUCAGACGAUUGCUGGCAACCAACCUCUGCAGUGCACUCGCCAAGUUCUUGAAUACACCUCUUGAACAAAAGAUUGAACAGUGCAAGGCAAGACUUGCGCCAGAGCAGCAACCACAGCAGACAGAAGAAGUGGAUUUGAUUUCAUUUGCUGAUGAUCAUGACGAAAAGCAGAGCGAGGAUGUUGAUUUGAUAUCAUUUGACGAUGUGGAUCAACACGACCAGCAGCAACAUACCGUCAACGAUCAAUAUGAGGAUGAGGAUGAGGAUGAGGAUGAGGAUGAGGAUAAAGAAGAGGAAGAAGAACAUGUCAUCACUCUGGCAGACAUGCUCGGUAUGCCAGCUGAUGUGUUUGAUCGAUAUACCCUAACUCGUGAUCACCAAUUGAAACUCGUUCAAACGAUUGAAACGAUACCAUCGCCAGUUGUUGUCUAUUAUGCCAUGGAUGUCUUUGACCUCCCCGCAUUGAUUGCUUCUGGCUGUGAAUUAGAGGACGAUGGAUUGAAACUAUGCCGUUCUCUGAUGAAGCAUGCCUACUACGAUGAAGCAGUUGCCACCAUUCGUAAACUCGCAUUGUUCUCUCGAUUCCCACCCGAUACCACUGCAGAUCAUUUCUUCACUGCAGGUCAUGGCAUGUGUCUCCCUUCACUCUAUGCGGAUCACCCUGAUCUUCAAAAGCAAUUGCUGUCUUUUAUCAAUAAACAACUUCGGUUCAAUUAUGCUGGUAAUCUCGAUGUUGUACCCCAAAUCUACUUGAAGGAUCUGUUUGAUGGCACGGAUAAGACACAUCAAUUAUCCAGAUUGAAGGAACGUAAAUUCCAGAAAGACUUGGUUAAUUGCGGCGCAAAGAUCAUGAAGGAGCUGGAUAUCCAAUCAGGCGAUGACUACUACUUUAUACUGCUCUCACAACGCUACGCUUGUUUGCGUUACAUUCUUGCUCAAAGGGCAAUUCAGCAGCUUGAAGAUGACGACACCUCCAUUGAUGCUAGUUCCAACUUUAAUGGCUUGAUUGACCUCGUCUGCCAAGAUGAUCCUGUCUUGGCUCGUCUGGCUAUCAAGGAACUGAUUGACACGGGUGAUGUGGUGGCCCCGCCUUAUUUUGCUUCAUUGUACAAACAGCAAGAAUUCUACUGCCGCUACAAUGCUCUACCACUGAAUCAACGGCUUCUGGGUGUUGUCAAAGGAGAACAACUUUCCCGUCAUCGCACCCAAUUUUCUCGCAAGAAGCCGGUCAAGACACAGCCUGAAAACUUUUACCGAUUAUCGCCCCAUGUCAAGCGUGUCCUGGUGGAUUCUGAGGCAACACUGCUGCAAAUGAAAGGCAUCCUUGCAAGUACAACGGUCUGUGGUCUGGAUACGGAAUGGGUACCUACAUUUGCCAAAACUGGAUUUGUAAAGACGGCGCUUAUGCAAAUUGCUUCCGAUAUUGAUGGCUAUGUGUUUUUGGUGGAUCUCAAGACCAUUUUUGAGCCGCAACAUGCUCGCUUGUAUCAUUUGACUGAAGAAAUCUUGCGUCGUUUAUUUGAAGAUGAAAACACGGUUAAAUUAGCAUUCGACUUUUCUGGUGAUUUAGACCUACUGCACCAGUCUAUGCCUUCAUCCCAGCAAUGGAAGAUCGAAGAGUUGGUUGACUUUAAAAAUAUCAAAACAUUGGGUGGUAAAGCCGUUGCCGGUGGUCUGGCAGGUGUGGUUAAUUCAUUUCUCAAUGUGUCCUUGAACAAACGCCAGCAGCUGAGCAACUGGGAAAAGCGUCCUCUUACUGAAGAGCAGAUCAUUUACGGUGCUUGCGACGCAUACUGUCUACUGGACGUCUAUUAUGUUCUUUGCCAACGCAAUCAUCCGUUUGUAAAAGAUUUGCCUCGAUCUUCCUACCUCAACGACACACAGGAACGCUUCUCACCAAGCUCCUUGGGUAUCGCUGAUAACACCAGCUCUUUCUAUCAAGAAGCACAAUCACAACCACUACCCCUAUCCUCGUUUUCACCUUGUUCCUCUUUACUACCGUCAUCGUCAACUCAUCGUGCCCCACCUUUUUGA
Molecule: messenger RNA, 2637 nt
Organism: Mucor velutinosus
Lineage: Eukaryota; Fungi; Mucoromycota; Mucoromycetes; Mucorales; Mucoraceae
Exons: 3
Coding region: 1-2637 (878 amino acids)
Biological process (GO): nucleobase-containing compound metabolic process
Molecular function (GO): 3'-5' exonuclease activity; nucleic acid binding
Source: RefSeq, a predicted model, not a curated record